AUGAGAGAAUACGAAAAUCAAACUGAGAUAUCCGAGACAGAAAAUGAAACUUGUAGGCGACGUUGCAGUCACUAUUCUAUCAAAUCUUCAACUGGUUUAUUCGCAGUACUAUUAUUAGCAGUCUCUGUUGUGCUAGAAGGUCAAUUUGUACGCGAUCUAACAUCAGGAAAUUUUACUGCUAUUGCAUUCGCAACUUGGUAUUCGAGAUCAUGGACAAUCAUAUGUUAUCCGAUCUACUGUCCGAUUGGCAUGUUAUUUGGGAAAUCAUUAAAAGAUAUGUGGAAGGAAGAUUCAGUUGUUUUACAGUAUCAGGGUCAAUACUUAAAAGGGUUCAUUUUCAAGAUAAUUCCAGUAACAAUUUUUUUGACUGGCACUUAUGGCUUUUUCUUCUACGCUGUCAAAAUGGUUUCGCUGACUGACUACGUAACUAUUUUAAGUGUAAAUAUCGCACUGAUCUAUAUUCUAUCGGUAUCCUGGCUACGAGAACCUGUGAUACUAAUACGGACUAUGGCUAUUUUUAUAGCAAUUGGGGGCGUACUAUUUUAUGCUGGUUCAUAUAAGCAGAAUGGUUCCAACGAGUUAGGAAUUGUCAUCACGUUGAUAUCAGCACUAAUGUCGGCCUUGUACAGGGUGUAUCUGAAAAAAGUACUCCCUGACGCUAGUAUAAGCAAGACAUUACUAUUACUCACCGCUGUUAGUUUGACAGUUAUGCUAUCUGGGUGGAUAUUUGUACUAAUUUUUACAGCUACUGAAUUUGAAUCAAUAAACUGGGAUUUAAUGCCUUGGGAUACACUUAACCUGACCUCUGCUUUAAGCGUUGCUAUUAUUGGUCUGACAUUCUUAGGAACAGCAAUUAGUUAUCCGAUAUAUGUGGCAAUUGGCUUACUCCUUGGAAUACCUGGUAAUGCAAUUGUGGAUAAUGCAAUCCAUCAGAUUGCAUUUGACAACCUAAAAAUUGUUGGAGCAAUUCUCAUCAGCUUUAGUUUCUUAAUUCUAUUAAUUCCUGAAGAUAAAGCAAUUAAUUUUUCCAAGCGAAUUACGACUUCAUUUACGAAAUUGAUGCUUAAGUGCGGUCAAAAUGAUGUCUUGAUAGAUUCAACUUCCCAUAGCUACAAUAACAUCGUUUCUUCUUCAUCCAGUUACUUUUUCGUAGAUUCAAAAUACAAUUCCGGCAUAGCUGAGGCUUCAAUAUAA
Messenger RNA from Trichoplax adhaerens, 1194 nucleotides. RefSeq lists its product as uncharacterized. The record is from RefSeq and is a predicted model, not a curated record. The transcript has 6 exons. Bases 1 to 1194 code for a protein of 397 amino acids. NCBI's taxonomy places the organism in Eukaryota, Metazoa, Placozoa, Uniplacotomia, Trichoplacea, Trichoplacidae.